AUGAGCAAUAAAAAGCGCCUAUUUAUCUCUAUUCACCACCGAGAUGAAAUGUCUCUUCAAGAGGGAAUACGCAAGACGUACGGUGCAUACCACUGGGGAGUUUUGUUAGCACCUAAGAAGUCCAACAGCCGCGACAACAUAGCAUACGACGUUUCAGACAGCGUUCAGUUAGAUGAAACUAGGCAAGACCUGAACUCGGAAAGAGAUUGGUUCUUCAGGAUUAAGAACAACGUGAAUCCGUUGGACAGUGGGCGGUUAGUCGGUCGGGUCAUGAUCGGAAAAGUUCCUCCGCAAACGACAGAAAAUGAUCUCGAAACCAUCCUCAGGGGUGUUGCUCUGCCGGAUAAGGAAUCAGGAGAAAGAUGUCGCCAUUGGGUUUGGAAUGCCAUAUCCACUCUACAAAAUGAAUCAGUGAUACCGAACUUUGAUAUCGAAGAAUUCAAAGUCUGGAUAUUGGAUUAUGCCAAUCAAUGCCUGGCCAACCCUAGUCCAAGCAAUUUGACUCCCAAUACGGUAAUCAAGAAUGGCACCACCCUGCGCGGAUGCAACCACUCCUUCUUUGGGGGGAUGAAGUGUUCGAAGUUGAGUCAAGAUAGUUGCAAUAUCAUUGAGAAUGGUUUCUUUUUCCUUGGGUUUCAGGCCGCGCAUCCACAGAGUUUCAAGCCAUUCAAGAACAAAGAUGGCGUUAGCAUUGUCUCAUUAGGUGAUAGGAAUUUGAUUGAGCAAACCUUGUAA
This is a messenger RNA of Histoplasma mississippiense, 735 nucleotides long. RefSeq lists its product with no specific name. NCBI's taxonomy places the organism in Eukaryota, Fungi, Ascomycota, Eurotiomycetes, Onygenales, Ajellomycetaceae. Bases 1 to 735 code for a protein of 244 amino acids. The record is from RefSeq and is a predicted model, not a curated record. The transcript is spliced from 3 exons.